CCAGGGUCUAAUUUAUGUCCAUGUGAAGUCAGAUAAAAUUGCUUUUAGUUGUAUGUUUACCCGUGUAUGGACCAGCAUCACCUCCAUUGGCCGAUCUGGUCACAUGGUUCGCUAACUUUAUUCAGUUGACACCAAGUAGGAGGGCUUUAUGGAGGGAGGAAAAAAAGACAACUCGAGAAAAAUUAGUAUUUUCUACCUUCAAGAAAUUAAUGGCCAUGAGUUCGUAUAUGGUGAACUCUAAGUAUGUGGAUCCCAAAUUUCCUCCUUGUGAGGAAUAUUCACAAAAUAACUAUAUACCUGAGCAGGGCUCGGACUACUACAGCCCAUCGCAGGACUCAGACUUUCAGCAUCCAGGGAUCUACCCCCGGUCAAACUACACGGAGCAGCCCUUCAGCUGCACCACGGUGCCGGACUCCAGCGUGCAACAGCGGGGUCAUGUUAACGACAGAUCCGGCCACACGAGCCCCUUCGGCGGACACGCUGAGCAGGGGGGCCCGGUGCAAGUGUCCGGACCUCGGACUUGUGGGCAGCAGCAAAACACAAAGAGCCAAAAUGGGAUCCAAGCCAAGCAGCCUGCAGUAGUUUACCCCUGGAUGAAGAAAGUCCAUGUAACUACUGUGAACCCGGACUACACAGGAUCCGAGCCCAAACGCUCCAGGACAGCUUACACCCGGCAGCAGGUUCUGGAGCUAGAGAAGGAGUUCCAUUUUAACAGGUAUCUGACCAGGCGGCGGAGGAUCGAGAUCGCCCACACGCUCUGCCUGUCCGAGAGGCAGAUCAAAAUCUGGUUUCAGAACAGACGCAUGAAGUGGAAGAAAGAUCACAAACUGCCCAACACCAAGGGGAGAUCAGCACCAGCAGGAUCCAGCCAUCUGCAGAGCCUUCACAAGGACAACCAGACUGAUAUCACAGCGUUAUAAAGGAGGAGAGCAGCAGUGAACUGUACAUACAAAGACAAAGGGUUGCAUCUGAAUUUUGCAUGGACAUGUCUUUUGUUAGGAUUUAUUAUUAUUAUUAUUAUAAUUUAACAAAAAUGACCCCAACAGUGUUGCCUGAAGAGUCAGAAAAUCAAUCAGUGCUGAGAUUUGAAAGUUGCGCCUUUUUCUGAUUUGUAAUUGCAGAAAGGAGCUCGAAAACCUGGUGAGAAGCUUAAUUUCGUUUUUAUAUUUUUUGUUUGGUUCCUUCUUGUUUUAUUCUUGCAGAGAAAGGCUCCAAAAAGCAAACAUCAAACAAACUUUUUCCUCCUUUUAUUUUUAUUCCUUCUCCUCGGAUCUCACACCCAAAACUCCCCACAAUCCUUGAACUCUUUUCCUUUUUUUUUUUUGCGCCAUUUUUGGGACUUUACACAUCUAAAGAGCACCCACGGCUGAUUUCAUGGAUUUAACCCAAGUGUUUCUGCUCCUCACGUGGACUCAAAAUCAAAAAACCAGGAAACCCUUUCAAAUCAAAACCUUAUUCUUCCUAUCACAACGCGCCACUUUUACGCACAAAACCCACACAAAUAUACUUGAAGGAAGCACUAUUUCUCUUCCAUGACUUAAUCAUCCCGUUGAUUUUCUCCUCCACGCUCCUUUGUGACUCGUCUGAUUUAAUUUAUUUUGUACAAUGAAGCUUUGAUUUUUUUAUAUUCUAAAUAUAAUUCCCAAAAAAAGCCGAACAUUCCUCCUCUGAGUGCCCUUAUAAAUCUCUCUGACACCUUUGUAAACAGUGGACAUGCCAUCUGAAACUCCACCAUUUGUUCUUGCAUGGCACCAGGCUGAUAUUGGAAAUAAUCACAUCCGGAAUAUUUUAGGAGUACAAUUGUUUCUUGAUAUGAUUUUUACGUCAUUAUUUAUUUGUUUAAAACGUGUAAAUUUUACGCACACAUACAAAUUAAAUAAAAAAAAAGUAUUCGUUAAAUUUUAAUUAAUCUAAAAUAUGUUUGAACUCUUGUGCAUUAUUCGCAUGGUUGUAUGCAAACUUUUAGUCUUAGUUCAUGUGGGAAUCUUCCAGUUUUUCAUUGACAAACCGAGGGGGGCUUUCAAAGCAGAUAUUUCUUGUUUCAGACCGUCAUUGUCUCUCGGAACAAAACACAAAAAAAAAAAGGCCCAGGAGCUCUUCUUGUGCAUACGUGGAGGUCUCCUCUACACCAUGAGGAGGCUUGAAAAGGUAUUUGAAGCGAAGGUCGACAAAGAAGGAGCAGCAGCAGAAGCAGGUUCAUCCAGGGGACACAUUUCAGCCGCAAGGACUGACCCCAACACCCCCUGACCCGCCGGACAGGCAGCAUUUUCUCUCCCAGGCGCUGCGAGCUUCACUUUGGAGGCUUUUUUUUUUUCUGAAAAGCAUUUAAAGCAAGAGUCAGUGUUUGAAUUCCUCUGUUUACAUGAAGCCCCCAAAAGGUUCUGAUUGUGCAUUUGUCUCAUGUCAAUAUGCAAUCUUUUUUGGUUUU
Molecule: messenger RNA, 2428 nt
Organism: Cheilinus undulatus (humphead wrasse)
Lineage: Eukaryota; Metazoa; Chordata; Actinopteri; Labriformes; Labridae
Gene: hoxd4a
Product: homeobox D4a
Exons: 2
Coding region: 210-920 (236 amino acids)
Biological process (GO): anterior/posterior pattern specification; embryonic skeletal system morphogenesis; regulation of transcription by RNA polymerase II
Cellular component (GO): nucleus
Molecular function (GO): DNA-binding transcription factor activity, RNA polymerase II-specific; RNA polymerase II cis-regulatory region sequence-specific DNA binding
Source: RefSeq, a predicted model, not a curated record